CGCUCAAAAAGCCCAAGUUAUUAAAAAAACUGAAACAAGGUCGACCUGCAAAAGGGUCGCACGAAAUGGUCAAGUAACAAAGUGAGAGCCGCCGAGAAUGCACGGGGCCGGCGAGCAGCAGCAACGUUACAGAUAUAAUGCUCGAAGUGAUGAGCAACACCAUCAUCCAUCGACGUCUUCUCACCAAUACCAACAGCAGGGUGCUCGACAGAUGCACCAGAUGCAUCCGAUCCAGGCGACGCUGAUGUGCACCCCCACCACCACCUCAGCAGCAGCAUCAACUUCCUCGUCGGGCGGUAGCAAUAGUAGUGGUGGAAGUGGUGGUCACCGUCAGCAGGGGAACAUUCUUCGCAUCGGAAAUUCCAUCAAAAUCGGUGACAACAUUUUGGAGCCCGCAGGGACUCUGGUGUUCUCACAAGCCGACGGGACGCCGUGGACUGGGCAGAGGAUCGUGGUAAACGGGAGUACACAUGCGGUUGUCAAAGCCAAUCUCUUUCCAAUUGGCACAACACCGCCCGUGCUCAACAUGCAGUCCAAUCAAAAUUGGUACAUGAAUCAGCCGUCCGGUACAGUUCCGAUGUCAAGUAAUGCACCAGCAACAACGUCGUCUGCAACUCCUGAUUCGGGAAUUCAAAGUGUUCCGACGUCUCCGCCAAGUCCGAGCUAUGCAAUGAUGAAUGAUGUGGAUAUAGGUGAUCAUGACGAUGAAGAAGACGAUGAUGGUCCAGCUGAUUUCACAGAUAUGCCACUGUUGAAACCAGUAGAUGAGGAUGAUGAUUGUUAUGAUGUUCCUUGUACAAGCGAAGGACCUCCACCAAACAAUUCCAACCCAGCAAUUACUACAAUUCCAUCGUCAUGCUCAACACCUGCACCACCAAAGGAAUCACUUCCAACUGGAAUGAAUGUAGAGGAGUGGGGCUCUUUUCUCAUUGCGUCAAACAUGGAUCGCGAGGAAAUUGUUCGAAGGCUUAUGGCGCAUGAUCCAGAAAUGGCCAAAGCAAUCGCAAUGCGUAUCAGAGAGCUGAGUGCUGAGGAGUCGAAGAAAAAGAAAGAUAUGGAGGCUGAAGUCUCGUCGACAACGCCGACGACUCCACGAGCAAGAGGCACAAGGACAAGGAAUAAGUGCGCAACUAGAAGCACUAAUUCUCCUGAUGUAACAACGAGUAAUUUGCCUGAAGAACCAAGCACAUCGACGAUGGGAUUAGUGAAAGAGAAUGAAGACGUCGAAAAGGUUGAAGGGAAGAGAAGAGGAAGAAAACCAAAAAAGAGACGGGGUUUUCAUAAGGAAAGUUUUGAGGACUUGGAGUCAGAUGCUAAAAAGUCAAAGGCUGAACAACAUGAAGAUCACUUGCCAGAAGCUUCAUGCUCUUCUCGUCCAGAAUCUGUCAUUCCCCCACCAGUUGAUCCCAUUCAAUUCCGACUGAAAGUUCGUGAAAUGAUGGAGAGAAAGUUGGAGCAACUAACUCAGAAAAUGAGUGAAGACAUGACAGAACUCAGACUCUCUCACCUUACAUCAUCCAAAAUGGUGAAUGGAGAACGAGGAAAGCGACGUGAGUCGUUCCUCCGACAACUCAACGAGCAGAGCAAGAAGUUGAGAAAAGGUGGAAUGCUGGGAAGAAAGAGACUGAGGAUGUUCAUGACAGAAUCCGAUAUAUUGGAAGAGAACAAGGAUAAUAUAAAGAAGGAAGUGAAGGAAGAGAGCACACCACCACCGACAAAAUUGAGAGGUCGUCUACCAUCGAGAAGAACUCGAGAACCAUCGGAAAUUGUGAAUCCCGAACCAGUGGAGAAGAAGUUCAACGGAGAAUACUUUGAAAUAACUAAAAGUGUUCCCUCAUCAGAUGAUAUUAUUCCUCUCUGGAUGGCUCCUAGUCUAACAUGUGGGUGCACAAAAGGUGCAUGCACAUCUGACAUGGACUGUCUGAAUCGAGCAUUGAGAGUUCAGUGUAGCAGUGAUUGUUCUGUGCCGUAUUGCUCGAAUCGACGAUUCUGGAAGGAAGAUUGUGGAAACAAGCUCUGUGUUUCAAAUGGGCCACGGUCCAAGAGAGUGCUCAAGACAAAAAUCGCUAGACGAGCUGGAGAGUUUUUGUGUGAAUACGCUGGUGAAGUGAUCACAAGGGAACAAGCUCAGGAGAAGUUUGCUCAAGAUCGGGACCCGAGAAUUAUUGCGAUAGCUGCUCAUUUGUUCGUCGAUGCAACCAAACGAUCGAACAUUGCUCGAUUCAUCAAGCAUUCUUGUAAACCAAACUCUCGUCUCGAAGUUUGGUCGGUGAAUGGAUUCUAUCGGGCAGGUGUUUUUGCAUUGUCUGAUUUGAAUCCAAAUGCUGAAAUAACUGUUGACAAGAGUGAUUUGUUGCCGUUCGACAUGGCCUGCAACUGCGGAGCAACUGAAUGCAAACGAGUUAUUCGAGGAGUCAGAUGGAGAUGUGCUGAUCCGAAUGAGAAGAUUGUGACCCGACGGUUUGUGAUCAGAAAUCGAAGGAAAACUAUUGAAAGAUCUUCGCAUUCGGGACUUCCUGCUAUUCUGCAAACUCCAAUGGAUGAGAACUCAUCGAUUCGGUUAAAAAUGAAGCAAGUACUGGCUGCAUUUGCAUUCCGUGUUCGAAAAAUCGAUGGAUCCAUGUCUCGAACCAUGCUUCCGCAUUACACAUUAAUUAUAAAAUUCUUGAAGACCAAAGGAAAUAAUCCGAAUCCUGUGGAAUUUGUCUCUUUAUUCCGAAAAUGGUUGGAAGCGAUUGAUGAUGAUGACUUGGAACGAGCGUUUGUAGCAAUCGAAUCCCACUACAUGUCAUCUUCAAUUCUCUCGUCAUCUCUUCAAUCGAAAAAGGCAAAAGACAAUGCUCCACGAGCACGAGCACUCUCAACUUCUUGCCCAUCACCAGUUCCAUCGAAGCGUGGCGACGCUGAUUUGUCUUAUCUCGAGUCUUUGUAUCCGAUUGGCUCCUACGAUCCCGACGAUGCUUGGGAGUCGUACAGUACCAACAAAAAAGGAAACGCGGUUCGAUGCAUCUGUGGAGCACUUGACGAGGAAGGAACAAUGGUUCAAUGUGAUACCUGUCAUUUCUGGCUUCAUGUCGACUGUUGCCAAUAUGUCGUUAGAAGUAAUGAAAAGGCUCAAAAAUCAAAAAACCCGCCGUCAGACGAUGGCGAGUACAUUUGCGACUUUUGCACGAACAAACAGAAUGGACUACGACCAUCGGCAGACGUUAAACUCACUGAACAACCAGAUGUUCGAUUUGAGAACUGUGAUUACUAUAGAUCAUUGAUCAAUCGUCGUGGUAUUCAAGUGGUUUUGAAUGAAACGGUCUAUGUGAAUCGUGUACUACCCGAGGAUCACAAGGCUAUGCUUCGAAAUCUCCGAGAGGAAAAGAAAGGUUCAAAGCAAAAAGAUACAAACAAAUAUCGAUUCCCCAAAGCUGCAACAUCUCCAUUGCCCAUUGAGAAAGUGGAUCGGAAGAAUGCAAGAAUAUUCCGUGUCGAAAGAUUAUUCGUUUGUCCUGGAAACAAUCGCUUCGUUUUCGGAUCCUUCUACGCGUGGCCUCAUGAAACUUAUGCAGAUGCUGGACGAGUAUUCAGUAAGAAGGAAGUGUUUGCAACUCCAUAUUAUGAGACUCUUCCACUCGAUGAGGUAAUCGGUAGAUGUCUCGUAUUGGACACUGCAACAUGGUGCAAGGGAAGACCAAAAGUUCCAAAGUUCAAAGAAGACGACGUGUUCCUUUGUGAGAUGCAAAUUGGAAAGACUCAACGAGUGUUUGAAAAGGUUCCACCGAAGAACAGAUAUCCAAUCAACACGAAUUCAUAUGUUUUCACAGAGUUUACGCAUCCAAAGAAGGUUGUCCGAGAUUUUAGACCGUACGAUCCAUCGAAUCCAUCUCCAAAACCGCCAAAAACCUCAUCCAUUCCAUCGACAUCCUCCAUCGAUCCUCCACAAUCAUCGUCCGAUGGUCUUCCAGAAGUGGACACCAAGAAAUUAUCCAAAAGACAUAUACAACGAGUACUGAAGCGUCUCGUCAAAAAUGGAUCAAGACGAUCCUGAAUCUGUACAUCUCUCAUUUUCUCCUCAUUAUCAGAUAUCAUCAUUAGUUUACAACAGUUCACGAGUUGUGGUUUUAGUCCGGUGAUACUACAACACACUAGUACGUGCCUCACCCACAUUCCAUCAGUUUUUGUUUCGUUUUAUGUGAUAUAAUCUCUCACUCUCUCUCUCGUUUUUUCCAUCAAGCAAACCUUGAUCCUUCUGUUAGAAAAAUGUAGCUAUAAAAUACAAUUCUUUUUGAUACAAACAAGCAUUCUACUCACUAUCAAGUGCCACUUUAUUUGCCUGUCUCUAAUCUUUAUCCACCCCCCCCCC
Messenger RNA from Caenorhabditis elegans, 4351 nucleotides. RefSeq names its product putative histone-lysine N-methyltransferase lin-59 (gene lin-59). Gene Ontology annotation, molecular function: chromatin binding; histone methyltransferase activity. NCBI's taxonomy places the organism in Eukaryota, Metazoa, Nematoda, Chromadorea, Rhabditida, Rhabditidae. The coding region runs from base 98 to 4036 and encodes 1312 amino acids. The transcript has 8 exons. The record is from RefSeq and is marked reviewed. Gene Ontology annotation, cellular component: nucleus. Gene Ontology annotation, biological process: egg-laying behavior; cell differentiation; regulation of DNA-templated transcription.